Thrips palmi is the source of this 2592-nucleotide messenger RNA. RefSeq lists its product as uncharacterized. Gene Ontology annotation, cellular component: nucleus. The transcript has 12 exons. Bases 98 to 2161 code for a protein of 687 amino acids. The record is from RefSeq and is a predicted model, not a curated record. Lineage: Eukaryota; Metazoa; Arthropoda; Insecta; Thysanoptera; Thripidae.
GCUGGCGAGGGAGGGGAAGGAAGAUACUGUUGUGGAGGUUAUGACGAACUGCCAGUGAUGUUUUGAAGAGAUGUGUUGUUUGUGACAGCCCUUCAUUAUGCCGAAGAAGGAGGAAAUGAAGGGGAUCCUUGCUGAUCUCGGGAGAGCCACUCUGCGAGGCGUGCGCAAGUGCCCCAAAUGUGGCACGUACAAUGGGACAAGGGGUCUUAGCUGUAAAAACAAAGCUUGUGAUGUUGUGUUCAAAGAAGCUGGCGAAAAACGGAAAUUCUCCACAGAUGCCUGUCGUUUGCACACGGGUUCUAAUACGCAGGUAUUUUCUGUCAGAGUCCGAGACAAGGGGCCUGACUAUCGAGGCUUCGUACAGCUGCUCACAGAAGUGGACCUUUUGUCAGGGGGAGGACUAGAAGCAGAAGACGGAGCGUUAAUGAGUCCGAAUGCUGCCCUCUGCUUUGUUGACACAUGCCAGCGCUCUUUUGACGCCAGUGUAUUGAAGUGCCAUGAGAAGAACACAGUUGUGUCCCCUGUCCAGCCAAUUUCUUGCCAACAUAUUGCUGCUGCCUUAAGGUGCUUUGCAGAGGCUCAGCCUCUUACUUUAAAAGCAUCUGUUAUCAACCAGUUAAAUUGUGAUGGUGUCGCUAAGCAGUCUCUCUGGAAUUUGGUUGCUGAAACAUCAGGACCCUUAGUACAGCGAGUGUCUAAAACAAUAAUGGCUGUCAAAUGCAAACCAUCUCCAAAACACCCACUAGGUUAUCUCCACUUCGCUUUCUUGACCUCUCGAGUGAAAGACCGCAUUGAGCAUAGACAUUUCUGCAGUUGUCCUGAAUUUAAGGCACAUGGGAAGGAUGAUGUAAACGUACUGAAAAGAUGUGUUCAUUUUUAUGCCUCUGUUUGUGCAUUUAUUAGUGAUGAAAAGCUCUCAGAAGAGUUUUCUUACUAUGUUGAAAUGUGUUAUCCACCAUCAACACAAAGCAGAGAAGAGCACCAGUUAUUUUCCAUUCUCCAUGAUGCUUUUGAGGGUGGAGCAGAUCCUUGUGAAGUGGAAGUUGUGCUUCAGGAUGAACCCCUCUUACAGUCAGCAAGCAUCAGUGUUGCGGAGGAUGGCACUAUAACUCAGGUUCAUGAGCUUGGCGACAUCCAGAUUCACCCAUUGGAUACCGAUGGUAUCACAUACAGUGCAGCUGAAAUAGCAGAUAUGCUACCUAAAAUUGAUAGCACCCUGCCUCAGCUUCAGACCAAAUUGAAGCGCAAAAGAGAGGACUCUGUAAGUCAAACAUUACUAACGUUGCAAAAACCAUCUGAGAGCAACUCCAAAGUUAAGAGCAGCAGUGGAGGAGCCCGUAGCACUGGAAACCAAAGACAGAAUAAUUCUGAUCGCAAACCAGUCACUAGCUCUGCAUUCAAAAAACAGGAUCCUCCCAAUGAGAAUGAUUCCAAUGUAUCCUUCAUUCAGUGGUUAGCAUCAGUUACAGAAAGAAUAAAUCAAACAAUGCAUUUCCAAUUCAGUGGAGAUCCUGAUCCUUUAGUUUUUCAUGUUCCUCAGGUAUUUUUUGACUGCUUGAGGGAGCGUAUGUCUACUCCACUUGGAGGUCACAAGAAAAGACGCCUACCAAACACCACUACAGUAUUUGUAAGAAAGGAUUCGGUCCCACUUGGUUCAUUUACCAAGUAUACAUGGCACAUCACAAGUGUUCUGUUUGUGAAACAUAUUUUUGACACACCUCUGAUGCCGCUGGAUAUAAUUCGAAGUUUUGUUGAGAACCGAGAUGGCACCUAUGACCUCUUUCAGAAUAAUAAAAAAGAAGACAAGAGUAUAAAUUUGCCUAAAACUGACAAACGACCUUUGAAACCUUUGGAAGUCAGAACUUAUCUCAAAGUUGGUAAUACCUCACCAGAUCAAUUAGAACCUACACCUUUCAUUAUUGAAUGGAUACCAGAUGUUCUUCCCCUGAGCAAAGUGGGAGAGCUGCGUCUUCAGUUUAAGUUUGGCCAUCAAAGUUGUGCACCAGAACAAGCCAAGAAUCCAUUCAUCCGACAAUCUCAACGAGCAUCACAAAAAGGCAAAGGGUCCAAAACAAAGAAACGCCAGAAAGAAGCAACAUUUUGUCCACCAGAAGAUGGCAUCUCUGUACUUGUAGAUGCAGAUGAACUCCUUGCAUUAUAACACAAAGAGAUUGUGAUAUGAAUAGCUACAAUGUUAAGGUUCAGGGUGAUGUUAUUGUAUGAGAACAAUAUUUAUUUGCUUUUCUUAUCCAAAGAUUUAAAAAUGUUUUGUUAUCUGGUUCCCUUGUUCUAUAGGAAUCGUUUUUAAUAUUUAUUGUACAUACAUCUUAAUUUAUGAAAUGAAUGUGCACGUUGAAGAAAAGGUUUCAAUCCUCGCAUUUUUGUUUGUUUGUUAGUUUUGAUGUGAUUCAAUGAGACAUCUGCUCUCUUAACAUUUUUUCCUUUUUACCAAGUGUACCGGCAAUAAGUAAGAUUUACAUAUUGUUUUAUUUGGUGAUUGUGUACCACUGCCACAACUGUAUCAUGUAUAACGUUUGAUUUAUACACGCAGCAUCUUUACUUGAUGUAGUAAUAAAGAAGUCUUGCCUUGAA